GGUUUAAAGGCUUUUAUUAUGAAAUGCGGCUCUUCCGGCGUUGCCUUUCUUUCAUAUCUGCCCGACAGAUGAAAAUAUAAAUGUUCGUUUCUAAAGCCGGGCUAAUAUCUGCCAUAUGAAGCAAGAUGUUUCUUAUUUCUUUAUCGAUUUUAAACCAAUUUGGAUCGAACUGUUAACCUUGUACAUCUAUUAUAAUUAUAGAUAGCUAGGGCCUAAUUUGUACUCUAAUUCCUUCUUUGGUUCUUAUAGCAGCAUAAAAUGAACGGAUUGUCCAUUAGCGAGUUGUGCGGCCUGUUUUGUUGCCCACCCUGUCCGAGUCGGAUUGCAGCGAAGCUGGCCUUCCUGCCACCGGAACCCACCUACACUCUUCUGCCAGACCUGGAGUCCAACUCACCUGUGACCUCUAACCUCGGAGCCCCGGGUUUGCGCUCCCGACUGAGCGGAGGUCGAGCAGGAGCGGGUGGAGCAGGCGUGGGUGGAGCAGGCGUGGGUGGAGCAGGUGCGAGUGGGGCAGGGGCGAGUGACGGAGAGUGCAGUGGAGAAGGCCGGUGGAAGUUGCACCUCUCCGAGCGAGCGGAGUUUCAGUAUUCUCAAAGGGAGCUGGAUGUAACCGAGGUCUUUCUCACUCAUUCCAGCCGGGGCAACAAAGUGGGAUGCAUGUACAUCCGCUGCGCCCCGUCCGCAAGGUACACUGUGCUCUUUUCCCAUGGUAACGCUGUGGAUCUCGGUCAGAUGAGCAGCUUCUACAUCGGCCUGGGCACUCGCAUCAACUGCAACAUCUUCUCCUAUGAUUACUCCGGCUAUGGGGUCAGCACAGGAAAACCCUCAGAGAAGAAUCUGUAUGCAGACAUAGACGCUGCCUGGCACGCUCUUCGCUCAAGGUAUGGAAUCAGCCCAGAGAAUAUCAUUCUUUACGGGCAGAGCAUCGGCACCGUGCCCACUGUGGACCUGGCGUCUCGAUACGAGUGUGCCGCUGUGGUGCUGCACUCGCCGCUCACUUCAGGAAUGAGGGUGGCGUUCCCGGACACCAAGAAGACUUAUUGCUUUGAUGCUUUUCCAAACAUUGAGAAGGUGUCUAAGAUCACGUCUCCAGUGCUGAUCAUUCACGGGACGGAGGAUGAGGUGAUUGAUUUCUCUCACGGUCUGGCCUUGUUUGAGCGCUGUCCGAAGGCCGUGGAGCCACUGUGGGUCGAGGGGGCCGGCCACAACGACAUUGAGCUCUACAGCCAGUACCUAGAACGCCUGCGUCGAUUCAUCAGCCAGGAAGUGGCUGCGCAGUAAACUCCUACUAGGUCACCAAUUCAGGAAACACCCUAACAACAUCACAACCGAGAACGACAGAUCUUACAGGCCCGGUGCACCUGGACACUUUGUGUCAGUAUAUGGUAGGCAUAUAUACUGUAUAUAUAUAUAUAAAUGGAACACAAACAAACAGAAUCCAGUUUUGGAAAGUUUGUUCUUCCGUAAAUUCCUGACUCUUUCUCUCCUGUCAGCCUGGAGCUGAGUUUUGUACUCAGAAGUCCUCACAUCUUCAGACUGAAAUGACAGAACCCGUGUGUGUGUCCGUCUCAGGAAGGGCCUAUAUUUGAGACACUUGCUUGCAGCUGAUUGGUUGUUUUGGAUUGUGAUUUUUUUGUGAACGGGACAAAUGCAAUGUCCUUUAAACUUGUGAACGUUAAUGUCGUUUCUUUUUUGUUUGGUCUCUCGUGGGUAAUCUGUUUUAUAUAUAACAUCAACUUUCCUGAGAGGAGCUCUCUGCUGGACAGAUCUUUUGUGCGUGCGUGUAUGUGCGAAUGUGUUUCUUAUUGAAACCUUCCCAUGUGUUAGUCAUCAGGCAUCUGAUAUACAUGACCACUCAAAAGUUUGGACACCCCUGACUAAAUUUAUGUUGCUCAUCAUCUUUAAAACCUUUUUUGAUCUAAUGAUUUGUGCUUUAAAUGCUUAAAAAUUGGUUUUAUAGAUGAAUAUCCGUUGUGCCUGUAUGAGUUUUUUUACACAAAUGAUGUCCGGGACACUUGGAACCUCUGAGGUGCAUCCCAGAUGUCCCGUGCAUCUGUAGACCUAUAAUCUAGGCGAAGUUCAGUUACUUUUAACAAGGUAAAAUAAAAGAUAACAUAAUUUUGACCAUCAUUUUAACAUGCAAAAUAGUAGAGACUGCUAUCCUGAUAAAUAAAUGUGUCCAAACAUUUGUCUGGUCAUGUGUAUGCCAAGAGAUGCCAUUUCUCCAUUUUUUUAAACAUCCGUAAAUUUGCUUCCCAGCAUGUACAAAAAUAUGAACACGCUGUUCUACCCCAAACACUGUUUUUAGGGACAUGUGGAGCAGGGCUGUGGCAAUAUAUCACGAUUCUUUAUUAUGCGAUACUUUUGAUACUUGUGUCAACAUUUUGUACGAACGCAUUCACGAAAUUUCCUACAGCCAAAAUAAGUGUGUCACGCCGCUCCACUUAGGUGAAGCACACGAGAGACAUUGAAACAGAUCCCUGGUCCAAUUAAUAUACAGUAUGUGUGAUGUAUGGCAUUAUGACGUAAGUUUUACAGUGUGUAUUGUAUUGUGAUAUAGUUGGCGAUACCCAGCUCUAAAAUGGGAACUUAAUUUGUAAAUAUGUUUCCUUUAUUCUACUUUUUUCCACAAACCGAAAUGUGGCAGAGGUACUACAUUUGGUCCACUGUGAACAUCCCACAAUGACAGGAACCUUCACACUACACCCGAAAGCGGCACCUAAACAUACAAGGAGCUACACCUGACACCCUCACUCUUCCUCACGUGCACGUUUUCCCCAGUGCUUUUUCUGUCAUUUCUUUCUCUCGCUGUCUCUGACAUGUUACGCCCCCAACCUUGAUGUAAUGGUGCAUAAAUGACCUCUGACCUUAACGCCCACGUCAACCCCAAACUGACAUGUGAUCGACAGUUUUCUGAGCCAUUUUUAGAACGGGGUCGUGACCUACCGUUGACCUCUUGUCUGUGUUUAUACGUGCGAGAGGAAGAACUGUGACAGAUUUUAAUACAACCGCAUGUCGGGUCAUCUAAACAUAUGACCUUUUUUGUGACUUUUCGCUAUUUCUAAUGGCAUCGCGGUUUGUAUAUUAAGCUAUUAUAGCAGUAAUUUCUCUGGCAAACAACUUCGCUGUAAUACAUACGCGCCUGUGUGUUCUAUGGGGGUAUUUAACAUGAACUUUUAGAUCUAUUUUUAUAAGGUUGACAAAUCUUUGCUAUAAUACGAACGAACCUUUCACUGUUUAAGAGACAUUUGUAAAGGCAUUGUUGUGUCUGUGUAGCUUAGACACGUACAGUAGAUUUACUUUUAGGAAUUGUUUAGUCAAGAAUGAAAAUUCUGGCGUCAUUUGCUCAUAUUGUUUCAAAAUUGCAUGACUAACCUUCUUCCGUGAAACAUAUGAGUUAUUUGUGCUUUCUUUAUUUUGCUUUCGCCCAUACAUACAAAGAAAACAAAAAAAAUAUUCAUAUUUGUGUGCUUUAUUCCAAGACCAAAGCUUUGAAGACGUCCCCUGGUCACUGUAUGCUUUUAUUACACGGGCAAAGCACUUUGUAAACGUAAUAAUCCCAUUUUAUGCUUUUUACGGAAUAAAGUUAAUCAUUUUUGGGACAACAUGAGGACAAGUAAAUGACAAUUUUCAUUUUUUUUGGUGAGCUGUUCCUUUAAAGGGCCAUUCCACCUAAUGCACGUGUUUUCUCUGAUGGCUGUGGUUCCUAAGACAUGUUUAAUACACUGGUUUAUGGGAAAGUGCAGUGUGUACUCAGGAAAUUAAGUCACUUUUUAAUUUUUUUCAUUAGGGGAAACAUCAGCUGACAACACACAUUUAUUCCCUUAAUGCAGCCAGUAAAAUAUGUCAUGCUUUUAUUGGUCUUAGGAACCGCAGAUGACAAACAUAUUCAUAUUCUUCUACAUAUUUCCAUUUGUGUCAUAGCAAGGGUUAAAAAGAGCUGGUUUGCCCCUCUUGUAUGCAUGUUAUAGGUAGAAUAUGUAUCGAAAUGAAAAUGGACUAAUUAUAGCGCAGAAAUGUACUUGUAUAUUACGACUCUCCGAGAUGAAAUAGUUAACUUAAGCCUAAUAUAUGAAAAGGAUGUUAAGAUGUGUAUUUCUUUUGCAUUUCUAGAGCUUUGUGUAAAGGCUUCGUAUUUGCAUCCUAAACGAUCCAGCACUAAUGUUCAACCUUUGACUGUGAGAGCUGGUCACUCCCCCCAGAUUCACACAAAACUGAUCAUUCAAAGGGUUUACACUGACAUAGCACAGACAUACGACUGACUCCAAAUCAGCUGCUCUGAAAUACUGUAGGACGAUUUUGUAUAGUGAUGAAGCUGCGUCUAUGUCAAGGUCUAAAAGAAAAUUACUGUAUAUUUCCAAUUACACAUCUGUAUAAAGAGAAUUAUUGUGUGCCCCCCUUAUGAUGUAAGAUGCUUUGUGUGUUUUGGGUAAGAUGUGAUGUACUGUGGUCGAGUAAUAAAGGAAAGUUUAAA
Molecule: messenger RNA, 4474 nt
Organism: Triplophysa rosa
Lineage: Eukaryota; Metazoa; Chordata; Actinopteri; Cypriniformes; Nemacheilidae
Gene: abhd17aa
Product: abhydrolase domain containing 17A, depalmitoylase a
Exons: 5
Coding region: 259-1281 (340 amino acids)
Biological process (GO): protein depalmitoylation
Cellular component (GO): endosome membrane; plasma membrane
Molecular function (GO): palmitoyl-(protein) hydrolase activity
Source: RefSeq, a predicted model, not a curated record